UCAAUAAUUAAUCAAUGAAACGUAUAUUUCAUAAAAUCUUAAGAAGCAUCCAAAUGUUUGUGAAAUAUAAUAGUGGUUUGGAAAAUAAAAUGAACCCUCAGACGAAUUUCUUUUUAAAUACAGAGAAUUAUUUGCGGUCUUUUGACAGAAUCUCUAUUGAAAAUAAUAAAAUUACAGACUGUCCGACAACUUUGUGCCAUCCGAAAAGUGAAAAAUAUCGCACAGCGCCGCCUAAACAUGACACGAGCGCGAGUUCAAAAUCGGAAAUAAGUGGCUCGUUACUAUAUUUCGGCUAUAAUUCAGAUGAUUAUGAGCGCGGUUUAGAUUGGUCUACGAGCAGCUAUAAUCCCAUACCAUUUUAUAAAGAUAAACAAAAACAACGACGGGUUAGAACGACAUUUACGUCCAAACAACUCAAGGAGCUAGAAAAGAUCUUCCAAGAGACACAUUAUCCUGAUAUUUAUACGCGCGAAGAGAUCGCUAUGAAAAUAGAGCUUACAGAGGCACGCGUACAGGUUUGGUUCCAAAAUAGACGUGCGAAAUUUCGAAAACAAGAACGACAAGCCAACAUAAUUAGCACGAAAGUACCAGAGCUUUCACAAAAACAAAUACAAAAUCCAUUCACACCCAGCUCUAAAUGUCUCUCGCCAUUCAUGAUGUCAACGCUGCUGGCCACCGAAUCAAGUUCGAAAUCUUUGCAAUUAAUUAAAUGAAACUAUUUGGGGUGUUAAAACCUCAACCAAUACAUACAUUUAUAAAUACCGACUUUUGUAAACUAGAAAGUGCGUAAAUAUAAAAUACUUGUAUUAAAUGUGCAAUAUGUACAUACGUAACUAUA
Messenger RNA from Bactrocera tryoni, 838 nucleotides. RefSeq names its product ALX homeobox protein 1 (gene PHDP). Lineage: Eukaryota; Metazoa; Arthropoda; Insecta; Diptera; Tephritidae. The transcript is spliced from 3 exons. Gene Ontology annotation, molecular function: RNA polymerase II transcription regulatory region sequence-specific DNA binding; DNA-binding transcription factor activity, RNA polymerase II-specific. The record is from RefSeq and is a predicted model, not a curated record. Gene Ontology annotation, biological process: regulation of transcription by RNA polymerase II. The coding region runs from base 15 to 713 and encodes 232 amino acids.